Messenger RNA from Lonchura striata (white-rumped munia), 1249 nucleotides. RefSeq names its product ovalbumin. Gene Ontology annotation, biological process: negative regulation of endopeptidase activity. The record is from RefSeq and is a predicted model, not a curated record. Gene Ontology annotation, molecular function: serine-type endopeptidase inhibitor activity. Lineage: Eukaryota; Metazoa; Chordata; Aves; Passeriformes; Estrildidae.
AUGGCCUCCCUCGGUCCAGUGAGCACAGAAGUUUGCUGUGACAUAUUCAGGGAGCUGAGAAGCCAGAGUGUCCAGGAGAAUGUCUGCUACUCCCCUCUGCUCAUCAUUUCAACCCUCUCCAUGGUCUACAUAGGUGCAAAAGAUAACACCAAGGCUCAGAUAGAAAAGGCUGUCCACUUUGAUAAAAUCCCAGGAUUUGGAGAGAGUGUUGAAUCUCAGUGUGGCACAUCUGUGAGCAUCCACAAUUCACUUAAGGAUGUCUUCACCCAAAUCACCAAACCAAGUGACAAUUAUUCAGUCAGCAUUGCCCGCAGACUUUAUGCUGAAGAGAAAUACCCAAUUCUGCCGGAAUACAUUCAAUGUGUGAAGGAACUGUAUCAGGGAGGUUUGGAUUCUAUCAGCUUUCAAACAGCUGCAGAAAAAUCCAGAGAGCUCAUAAAUUCCUGGGUUGAAAGUCAGACAAAUGGGUCGAUCAAAAAUAUCCUUCAGCCAAGCUCUGUGAGUUCACAAACUGACAUGGUCCUGGUCAGUGCCAUCUACUUCAACGGAUUGUGGGAGAAAGCAUUUAAGGAAGAAGAUACCCAGACAGUUCCUUUCAGAAUUUCUGAGCAAGAAAGCAAACCUGUGCAGAUGAUGUCUCAGAUUGGCACAUUUAAAGUGGCAGAGAUCCCUUCUGAGAAAUGCCGAGUCCUGGAGCUUCCAUAUGCCAGUGGGCGGCUGAGCCUGUGGGUGCUGCUGCCUGAUGACAUCUCUGGCCUGGAGCAGCUUGAGACAGCAAUUACCUUUGAAAAUCUCAAUGAAUGGACCAGUUCCAAUAAGAUGGAAGAGAGGAAAAUUAAAGUUUAUCUCCCCCGCAUGAAGAUUGAGGAAACAUACAACCUCACAUCUGUCUUAAAAUCCCUGGGUAUCACCGACCUGUUCAGUUCAUCAGCCAAUCUGUCUGGCAUCUCUUCAGAAGAGAGCCUGAAGGUGUCUGGAGCAUUCCAUGAGGCAUUUGUGGAGAUCUAUGAAGCAGGCAGUAGGGUGGCAGGCUUAUCAGGAGCUGGGGUAGAUGACCCAAGUGUCUCUGAAGAGUUUAGGGCUGACCACCCUUUCCUCUUCGUGAUCAAGCACAACCCAAGUGACAGUGUCUUGUUCUUUGGCAGAUGCUUUUCCCCUUAAAGAGAGGAAAGCUGAAAGAGUUUCUGUCCCCCACAGCAAGACCCAAAGUGCUGCAGUAUCAGGGGUAAAAACAAACACUAACGUUCUC